AUGUAUCGUAUUGAUCCCGGUCUACGACCAGGCCGGACGGCUGCAGAACUACUAGAAGCCUCAAAGAAGCUCUACGUUCAAACAGAGUUUUUAAAGAAGCACAAAGUAAACCCAAAUGCUCCACGAAUGUUUAAAACGCCGUCGGAAGAAGAACUGGAAGGAACAUAUCAAAACUCAGAGGACUUUACGGUUGUUGAUAUCAAACCAUCGCAUGGAGUUAUGUUUUGUAUUGCCUCUCGAAGAAACAAUGAAAGCGAAGUCUUACGAAACAGUGUUAACAGUGCGUUCCGACCCUUACGACAAACACCACCCCGACCUCCUAAAAGUGAAAAAGUCCUGCUAACUGUGGACAGAAUGAAACUAGAUCAAUUAUCGCGCAAAGAAAACACACAGCUGCCGAACUACGGAGAACUAACAUUGAAGCGAAUAGCAAAAACAACAGAAUAUUCUAAUAAUGCGUCACCAGAAAACGGUUUAAUGGUAACCUCAAAUAAGGCUUGCAUUGAUGCUACAACUGCAGAAAAUUUUACGAGAAGUAAUUACAAACUCAACGCAGAAAGCGACUUUAAAAAACAUUCAGAUCAAGCAAAAUUUUCCGAUGCAGAUGUACAAUCACUUAUCAGAACGCCAACUCGACCAAAACCCCCACCACGUUUGUCACUGUUACAUAAUCAAAAAAUAACUAACACAAAAAGCACAUUUUUAAAUGAUUACGAAAACCCUCUUAAUUAUUUGGAAGAAGAGUCUUGUUUGUAUUUACAGGAUUCUACACCUGAAGAAAAUUCCUGCCAACAUCAUGACGAGCCACUUGUAAACUAUAGUUUAAACCCCAAAAAAUUAGCUCUACAUAGUCCAAACACGCUAAAUACGCAAAAACUUUCAAGUCAAAACAACUCAAAACAUUACACUCAAACAGGCCAUGUCAACUCACAACGAUCUAGUACAACGCCUAGUAACAACUUACAUGCUGCUACAGAAGGCCAUAUUAAUUCAAGGCCUGCCCCAUUUCCCCGUCGCCGUCAAACAACUACAAUCUUUGUUGAAGCGCAAAUGCCUGUCAUGACGCAAAGCACAUAUAUCGAGCGAUCUUCAAUCAAAACGGUUGAACGUUCAACUUCAACCAACAAUUUGACUAAAAGCACGCCAGAUCUAACUGUAGAAAUUUCUCCCCCAACCCCAUCUGUUACCCCAACUACACAGAUAGAUUCUUCAUACUUGAGCAAUGGCACUUCUUCAUCACAACAAACAUCAAUUCGCAGUAUAAAUUCACCAGAUUCCGGAGCAUCCAGCUGGAAACCCCCUAUUACGGCAAAAUUGACCAAAAUGUUGGAAGUAAAGCGGCCUUUGAAUCAAACAAGGUCAUUAAUGAAAGAAGUUACUAGUAAUAAGUAGGACCUUCUUUAUGCACAAAUAAUUUAAAUUUAAACAUUUAUUAAAAACUUUACAACUUAAAUCUAACGAGUGUUGAACGUCGAACAAUAUAUCUUCAUAUCGAGUUUUUGCAGAGUCCCACAAGUUCCAAGACAUGGGUUACCCAUUAAAAGAAGUAUCUCAGCCAGUUGCCGAUCACAACAUAUAAUAACCGCCAAUAGUAUAAUGGGCUCACUAAAAGCUACAGACCCAGACUUUGUUGAACGUGUGCAACGUUGGGAACGCCAAAGAACGGCAGCCAACAAUCACUUAGCCGUUGCUACCGUUGACGCUGCUCCUGCGAUGACUAGUUCCUGGAUGGAACCAAGCAAGAAAGAUGUUGAAGAACUUUUCAAUUCACAGGUAGGUUUAAGAAAAGCUUUAAAGUUGUGCCUUAAUUUAUAUUUUUUAUACCUCUGACAUAUAUAUUGUAACAAUAUUAACGAUUUUUACAUAUUUAUAAAAAUUAAAAAAAAAAUAAAACGGGCUAUCGUUAAACUACAAAAUAUUGGCAGGGCCUUGAAGCUGCUUUACUUUCUCCACAACCAUCAACUUCUGUAAGCGACAUACCAUCAGAUUUUACGUCCAUCACCGCUCAAAAAGAACGUUUUGAAGAAGAACAGCUUUACGCCGUUACUUGCACAACGCAAGCUCCUGCGGAAAGGCCUGUUUCACUAAUGGAAAAAAAUGCUCGGGUCUUGCGAUGGAUUCGCGGCUGCACCAUGGCCACAAACUGUUAA
This is a messenger RNA of Bursaphelenchus okinawaensis, 2150 nucleotides long. The record is from the annotation of a GenBank genome assembly. NCBI's taxonomy places the organism in Eukaryota, Metazoa, Nematoda, Chromadorea, Rhabditida, Aphelenchoididae.